Molecule: messenger RNA, 3853 nt
Organism: Aricia agestis (brown argus)
Lineage: Eukaryota; Metazoa; Arthropoda; Insecta; Lepidoptera; Lycaenidae
Product: E3 ubiquitin-protein ligase ZNF598
Exons: 10
Coding region: 118-2550 (810 amino acids)
Biological process (GO): protein ubiquitination; rescue of stalled cytosolic ribosome
Molecular function (GO): ribosome binding; ubiquitin protein ligase activity
Source: RefSeq, a predicted model, not a curated record
UCCUUCAAACACGUCAAAUUUCAAUAAAAAUCGCUUUUGAUUUUUCGCUGGUUCCUCUGGCUCACUCUUUCUUUUUAUUACCAUCUGCAGACCAACUUCUCGGGUACUCCAGAAAUCAUGGCUGAAUCUCAGGCAAACGAUAAUAACACUUGCGUAGUGUGUUUCAAGAACGUCUUGUACUAUUCUGUUGGUGAAUGCGACCACCCCGUUUGCUUCGAGUGUUCCACUCGCAUGAGAGUGCUGUGUCUACAGAAUGAGUGUCCUAUUUGUCGCCAGGAUUUGUCAAGGGUUGUGUUUACGGACACUGUACAACCCUAUAAGGAGUUGUGUAAGAAGGUUUUCGCUGAUCGACUAUUCGAGCGGCAGUUUAAAAUAGGAUUCUGCAGCGAAGAUAUAAAACAUGCUUAUGAUCGCUUAUUGGAAAAUCAAUGCUGCUUAUGUGAUAAAAUUCCUUUUCGUACAUUUACUAUGCUAGCUGAUCAUAUGAGGAAAGUUCAUGAAAGAUACUACUGUGACCUGUGCGUCAAACACCUAAAGAUUUUUACAAAUGAAAGAAAGUGCUACACUAGACAGGAGUUAGCUCACCAUCGACGGAAGGGUGACCUCGAUGAUACGUCACACAGGGGGCACCCGUUAUGUGAGUUUUGUGAAGAACGGUUUAUGGAUGCGGACGAGCUGUACCGUCACUUGCGGAAGGAACAUUUGUACUGUCACUUGUGUGAUGCUGAUGGACGAAACCUGUACUACGCCUCACAUUCGGCCUUGGCUCAUCACUUCCGGACUGAGCAUUACCUGUGUGAGGACGGUGAAUGUGCUGGACAACACUUGACCGCUGUUUUUAGAAGUGAAAUUGACUUAAAAGCCCAUAAAGCGACCGUGCAUGGCAAAGGAAUGCCGCGCGGGGCGGCGAGGCAGGCUAGAACAUUGGAGCUUCAAUUCAAUAUCACACCACACCCUGUAGUGCAGAGGGCUACUAGGACGGUAGAGCAAGAGCGAGAGCCCGAGGCCCCGGAGUCAAUAUUCGCGGGGACGAGCGCGGGGCGGGGCCUAGACCCGCACAGCGACAAACAGUUCCCCCGCCUCUCCGCCGCGCCCCCCGCCCCCGCGCCGCUGUUGGCCGCGCCCUCCUCGCGCUCCUAUAGAGGUUCCGACGGUCUGACCCGCAACGACAAGAACUUCCCCGCCCUGGACGGAUCGGGGCCGGCGGGGCCGUCGGGGCCGUCGCGGCCGCCGCCCGCGCGACCCCCCGCCGCCACUGUGCUCAGGAGCUCGGCCUCAAAGCCCGGUCUAUCCAUCCAAGUGCACAGCCAGCCAGCCAGCGCCAGCAACUUCAGGCUGACACAAACAAGCAGUAACCGUAUCACUCACAUGCCGGCCAAGAAGAGCGUGCUAAGCGAUGACGACUUCCCCUCGCUCGGUGUCGCGAGGGACGACCAUCCAUCCAUCGGAGCGGGAUCCGUCCAACCGCCGAAGGUUACGUUAAUCAACAGCGAAGAAUUGAAGGUGUUGAAAAACAACCAGCAGAAUAACCAACCUAAGAAGGCUUCGCUCAGCGCCGAAGCCUUCCCGGCUCUUUCGUCCUCGGCCGCCCCGACCGCGCCGCCGCAGUGGAUCACCGUGUCCAAGUCCAAGGAGAAACUCAAGGCCAAGCCCGAACCGCCGCCCACGCCCAAGCUGAAGACGUUCAACCCCAUAGCGGACUUCCCCACUCUCCCCGUCAACCCCGCCCCUCCCAUCAACAACAAUAAGCCCAAAGCGAAGAAAACCCAACCGCAACCGCAGCCGCAGCCGCCUCCCGUCAGUGUCCAGAAUGAAAAUAAUAAAAACAAGAAGGAGAAGAAGAAGCAGAAUUCGAAGAAAGAAAACUACGUCGACCUCAGUCUGCCCGAAGACUUCGGCGCCUUUAAAAAGUCGAAGGACUACAUCGCGGCCUGCGUAAACAACAACAACACUAGCGCCGAGGCCGACAAGAAGCUCAAGACCGUCACCGAAACGCAAAGCAGCACGCAAAGGAAUGCGACGGAUUUCAAACUCGCCCCGAAAGAGUACCCGCCGCUCAGCGCCAAAGUCGAUAACGUCAGACCGGUGCAGAACGGAAGCGUCCCGCCCGGCUUCAAGAAGCAACCGUCCUGCAACGGGAUGACCUUCACGAAUUCGUCCGGCCAGACCUUCUCCGCUCCGGUCCACACGUACAUCCCACCGCCAAACUUCGAGCAGCGGAAUCGGAAUUUAGUAAAGAAGUUCGUAGACGCUUUGGGCAGCGCGGAAGCGGUCGAGGACUUCAAGGUGGCAUCCCGCGCGUUUCGCGACAGCAUCAUCAGCGCAGAGGAGUUUUAUCGCCACUGCAAAUCGGCCAUGGGCUCGGAGUUGGACGCCGUGUUUCCGGAUCUAGUGGCGCUUCUCCCGGAUAUAGCCAAGCAGCAGGAGCUAGUGGUGGGCAGAGAUAUCGGUGCGAAGUUGGACAUGUGCGCGACUUGCGGCCAACUUCUGUCGCCUUCCGACCGCGUGUCCCACAACUCCGCUCAUUGGCCGCCGCUCGCUACGCGCUAACUGUGAUAAAGUUCUGUUUUCGCGUGGUCAGGUUUAGUUGAUUCGAAACAGUUUAUAACAGGUAUUCUUGAGUUACAAGACUUUUUUGCAUUAAAUAAAGGUGCGUUCACCAUGCUACUACAUUUUUGUUAAGCACUGCGUAAGACAGAAAGCUACAGAGAUAUACAUGACUAAUUUGCACCAUUCGCCACUAGAGCAUAUCUGUGUUUUUUUAUGUCACAGUGUUGCUCAAAUAGUUUCAGCUCUUUGAACGCACCCUAACUCAUUGUAUUAUAAUUUCAUCCGGCAAAAUUUUAUAUGCGUUGAAGCUAAAUGUUUCAACAUAAGUUAAAUCAUAUUUUUCACUGAUAAAAUUCUUCUCUUAGUGAACAAACUUUCUUAGAGAUUUAUUUUGUACAUAAGAACUUUAGUUACUUACACUUUUUUUAUAUAAAAUAUAGUUUUAGAAUCUUAGUUCACAUCAGGCUUCAGUAAAGUAAUAUUUCAUCCACUAUAAAUGAUCGGAAUAGAAUUAAGUACACUUAACAAAGUUUUGGGUUACUACUUACUGUCUAAUUUUUAUUAGAGCUUCUUGAUAUUCAUUUUUACACCUUAAUAAUUUAUAAAGACAAAUGUAUAUAAUAUACUGACAUGCAUACAGUAUAUAAAAUAAUAAUUUUUAUUAUCCGUAGCCAGCUUCAUAACUUUCUGAAACUAAAAAGUAAAGAAUGUAAGCACCCGAGUCAAUGGCAAUUCAAAUUAUUUUUUAUUUGGUUGCAAAAUAUUAUUAAGUAAUUUCUGCCUUCGCUCAAGCUCUUGCUAAAACCUUAAAAUUUUCGUUUUCAGUGAAAACUUAUUGAAAACCGUGUUACAAUUUUGAGUCUAGGCAGAAGAUUAAAAAAAAUAGUUUAAUAUAAUAUCUAUUUUGUAUAAAAAGCUUAUUUUUGUAAAUGCUAGCAAAAUAUAUCUAUAGGAUCGAUAUUAAUUGGCCUUUCAACUUAGCAUAGACCCUAGACAACACAUGUGGUUUUGUGUACAUGUACUUUUCUUUUGGCGAUUUUUUACUAACAAUUUUUAUAUCCAGGGUAAUUUUUACUGAAAAAGUAUAAUUUAAAAAAUUUUAAAGGAACAAAUAAUUAUUUAUGUUGUUUAAGUAUUUGAAUUUCGAAAAAUAUUGUAGAGGGAUUCCAAGUUUAAGUUUAACUUGUUCUAUGACGCUUUUAGCAAUUGCAUCUUUACUGUGUACUUAGCUCGUUUAGAAUUUUAUUAAAUCUUUUAUUAAAUACAAAGUCUUUGUACUAUCGAGGAAGUUGAUUCCUAGGCA